AUGUCCGAAGAACCGGUGAUCCCGCCACCACCAGGGGCCGUGUCGAAUUUGGCACAUCCUCAGGACGCCCUUCAUACGGUGAAUCUAGCAACUCAAGUGUUGUGUAUGAUCGUUGUGACUACCACAGUGCUGUUGCGUAUCUUUAUCAGCGUGCAGCUUCGGAAGAAAUUGGAACUAGAGGACUUUAAUGCCUAUGGUGGUGGAUAUCAUGCCUGGGAUGUUCCUAAGAGCAAAUUCCUCAAUUUCCAGAAGGUAGACCACCCUCGACCACCCAGCAGACAGAAACCCCAGCAAUUACUAAUGACAACCCGACUCAAGGCCUCGUACGCGAUCACGCUCAUCUACGUUCCGAUGGUGUUUGUCGUCAAGCUGGCCCUGCUCUCCGUGAUGCUCCGGAUCUUCGCCCCGGACCGGCACAAGGUCAUGAUCAUCUACGCGAGCAUCAUCGUGCUUCUGCUCUACUACAUCCCGGCUUUAUUUAUCAAGAUCUUCUUCUGCAAGCCGAUUUCCGCAUAUUGGCACGGCACCAGCAACGGGGGUACCUGUAUCGACCAACAGAAGGUCAUCAUAGCCGACUCGGCCAUCAGCAUUGCCAGCGACCUGUGGAUCCUCAUUCUUCCAGUGCCGAUGCUGUGGUCGCUACAGAUGUCGACAACCAAGAAACUGCGGGUCAUCGGCAUUCUGGGGGCCGGAGGACUCGCCACUGCAUUUAGUAUCUGGCGCUUGGUCAUUAUGGUCAAGGAGGCUCGGACAGCGGACACAACAUGGUUUUGGAUUCAUUGCGUGUUGACAGCCAAUGCAGAAGCGGGCAUUGGACUUAUCUGUGCAUGUCUGCCCGUUUUGAGCUCGUAUGUCGUCUCUAUGAGGAACAAGAGCAGAAAGGCCACCCACGGCAGUUACCAGCGCAGUCACGAGCUCAGUAGCUGGAACAAACUCUCCAGCUCCAAGAGGAGCGCCAAACACGACUCCUUGCUCCAGACACAGACUGACCAGGCGCAGCUCAUCUCGACCGUCGAGAGCAGUGAGCUGCACCAGGAAUCGACCGCAGGUCUUGAGGAGAGCUACCAUCCGCCGGAUCGUCCCGUCAUCCAUAAGGAGGUUGUUAUGUCUCAGACCUACGAAGUGGUAAAAUAG
Molecule: messenger RNA, 1134 nt
Organism: Aspergillus udagawae
Lineage: Eukaryota; Fungi; Ascomycota; Eurotiomycetes; Eurotiales; Aspergillaceae
Exons: 3
Coding region: 1-1134 (377 amino acids)
Source: RefSeq, a predicted model, not a curated record